Cokeromyces recurvatus is the source of this 1987-nucleotide messenger RNA. RefSeq names its product WD40-repeat-containing domain protein. The record is from RefSeq and is a predicted model, not a curated record. Gene Ontology annotation, cellular component: cytoplasmic dynein complex. Lineage: Eukaryota; Fungi; Mucoromycota; Mucoromycetes; Mucorales; Mucoraceae. Gene Ontology annotation, molecular function: dynein light chain binding; dynein heavy chain binding. Gene Ontology annotation, biological process: transport along microtubule. Bases 20 to 1942 code for a protein of 640 amino acids. The transcript is spliced from 10 exons.
CUCCUCUUGACUUGGUUUUAUGGAUCGCCGAAAAGAAGAAUUAGAAAAAAAGAGACAAAAAUUAGCUGAGCUUCGACGUGCUCGAGAAGAAAGAAGAGCUUUACUUGAAAGUCAAUCUACUCAGUCAACAACUACAACUAGUUCAACUAUUGGAAGAGAUAGAAAAGCCAUUGAUGAUCUUGUUGCACUUGUGUUAGGUGAACGACCUUCUACACCUGCUGCUAAUGGUGGAAGUGAUCGAGGUUCAGAUGUAGGAUCUGACUUUUCUAAUUCACGUCCAACUUCUGUUAAUUAUGGAUAUUCUACUCCAGGAACACCUGUUCAAACAGAAGGAGGAAGACUUUCGAUGCUUUCUGUUUCUUCUUCUCAACCUACACCUCAUUAUGUUGCAGAACUAACGGAAACGCAAGCAUUUAUUGCUGAUAUUCCUCCUCUUGAACACGUUGUUUACAGUAAAGAGAUUCAGACAACAGACGGAUCAUUGGAAGCGCCUAAAAUAUCCGAAGAAGAGAUUAGAAAGCAAAUAAUGGAGGAAUUUGAAGCCAGAGAGAAACAAAAGAUAGCUCAACUAGAAGAGGAAAUUAGAAAAGCUGAACAGGAAAAAAAACAAGAAGAAAUUAAAGACUUGACUGAAGAAGAAGCAAAAAAGAUACAAAAGUCGCAAGAAUUUGCUGAAUUUAUUGAUAUUUCUACUAAAUUGGUCGAAAGAGCAUUAAAUGAGAAAUAUGAUUUUAUGAAAGAUUAUACCCUUGGCAUUGAUACGGAAAACGAUGAAAACUCUGGUAAACACGUCAAGUUUAUUUGUAAAUUUUGGGAUGAAAAAUGGUGUAAGAAUAGAUCUGUUACAGAUGUGAAUUGGUCACUUAAAUACCCAGAAUUAGUCGCUGCUUCCUAUAAUAAAAAUCCUCUUGCACCUAAUGAACCUGAUGGUAUUGUCUUGGUUUGGAAUGAGCAUUUAUUAGAUCGACCUGAAUUUAUAUUCCAUUCACAGUCUGAUGUACUUAGUGUUAUGUUUAGUAAAUUUCAUCCUAAUUAUAUCAUUGGUGGCACUUAUUCAGGUCAAAUUGUUUUAUGGGAUACAAGGGCAAAGUCAUUACCUGUUUUAAAGACGCCAUUAUCUGCUGGAGGACAUACUCAUCCUGUUUAUUCACUUGAGAUGGUUGGUACGCAAAAUGCUCAUAAUUUGAUAUCAGCCAGUACAGACGGAUUUGUAUGUUCAUGGCAAUUAGAUAUGUUAGCACAACCACAAGAUUAUUUAGAAUUACUUCAUCCUGCUCAUAAUAAAACGGAUGAAGUCUCUGUAACGUGUAUCGGAUUUCCUGAUAAUGAAACGACUGCAUUUUGGGUAGGUACAGAAGAAGGUAAUAUUUAUCAAGCAAAUAGAUAUGAUAGAGCAGGAAGUAAAGCGGGUAUCAAUCAAUAUGAUACUUAUCGUGGCCAUCAUGGUAUGGUAACUGGAUUAAAUUUCCAUCCUUUACAUGGACCUGUCGAUUUCUCUGAUCUUUACCUUACUUCUUCUGUUGAUUGGACUGUUAAAUUAUGGAGAGCAAAGUCUAUUUCAAAGACUUCAAGUCAACCUACAGUAAUGACACCUCUUUAUUCAUUUGAACAUGCUGAUGAUUAUAUUUAUGAUGUUAAAUGGUCCCCUACUCAUCCUGCUUUGUUUAGCACAGUAGAUGGUACAGGUCAAUUUGAUUUAUGGAACUUGAAUGCCGAUACAGAAGAACCCUUUGUAAGUACACAAGUUGGAUCAGGCAAAGCACUAAAUAAACUUGCUUGGGAUAAGGAAGGCAAAAAGAUAGCUAUUGGUUCUAGUGAUGGACAUGUUUAUAUUUAUGACAUUGGAGAGAUGGCUAGUCCUAAGCCUGAAGAUUGGAGUUUAUUACAAAAAAAUAUAUCUGAAAUGAUUUCAAACCAAGAGAAUUCUUCAUCAACGAAAUAAUUACAUAAUAAAUUCUGAGCUUAUUUUUGAAUACGGAAAAAAAAA